GGGGAGGGGAGCUCCCAGGACCAGGAAGUGUCUGACAAUCAAAGCAGUCAGAGGUUUCCUCGCACACGGACUAGGCUGAGAUCGCCCUCUGAGCCGGAGAGAACAAAAUGGCGGCCGGCGCUCAGGUCUUUCAGAGUGAGGUGUUUCGCGCAUUCGCAACGUACGCGACGAUUGUGCUUCUAAAAAUGAUGCUGAUGAGCGUAAUCACCGCGUUCUUCAGAAUCACAAGGAAGGUAUUUGCUAAUCCUGAGGACGCUGCGGUUCACGGUAAAGGGGCAGAUGCCAAGAAAUAUCUGAGAACAGAUUCUGACGUGGAACGAGUCCGCAGGUGCCACUUGAACGACAUCGAGAACAUCAUUCCGUUUGUCGGCAUCGGCUUGGUGUACGCUCUCUCUAACCCUGACCUGUUCACGGCUUUGUUACAUUUCCGAAUAUUCGCGGGAUCCAGAAUCUUCCACACCAUCGCCUACCUGACUCCGCUUCCGCAGCCGAGCCGGGCUCUGGGCUGGUUUGUUGGCUACGGAGUCACCGUUUCCAUGGCGUACAGAGUCCUGCAGAGCCUUCUCUAUCUGUAACUCGCCUUUUCAUCUGAAAUAUUCCAAGUUAAUGGUUUUGGAACAAAUUUACCUGAAAAUAAUUCUGAAUUAGUGAAGUGGACGUCGUAUAAAAUUCAACAACAUCAUUAAAAAUAUUUUCUACGUAACUCAUAUAUUACUCGUACUUUUUAUAAAAACAUAGAAAAAGAACAAAUUCAGUAAAGAUAAUGCCUUUACCGGCCAAAUGCAAGAUCUCUAGAAUAGAUUGCAAGCUUCUUAGACUAUGCAGUUGAUAAAAUAUGCCUGAAGAAGAGACCCAGAUAGUCUUGAAAGCUUACAAUCUAUUGUUUUUAAAUUAUACCAAUAAAGGCAUAAUUUUUUCUCAAA
Spea bombifrons (plains spadefoot toad) is the source of this 923-nucleotide messenger RNA. It is a transcript of the gene MGST1, whose product is annotated as microsomal glutathione S-transferase 1. Bases 108 to 575 code for a protein of 155 amino acids. Lineage: Eukaryota; Metazoa; Chordata; Amphibia; Anura; Pelobatidae. The transcript is spliced from 4 exons. Gene Ontology annotation, cellular component: membrane; mitochondrion. The record is from RefSeq and is a predicted model, not a curated record. Gene Ontology annotation, molecular function: glutathione transferase activity.